UAAUUAUCGCUUGAUUGUCCUAAAUAGCUACAAUUUCCAUCCGCCUCUUUAGAAACCUGCUGCUAAUGAAACCCCUGACCUAUGUUUCUAUUUUUCCAUAUAUUGUUGUUAUAUGGUUAUGAUGAUGAAUGAAUUGACACCUACUGAGAAUGCAUCACCAUCCCUGGAUUCUGAUGAACUCAUGGGAACAGAAACUGAGACAGAUGGUAAUGAAAGUCAGAAAGACAUUGACUCUCGAUCCAAAAUAAAAAAUAAACCAUCCAAAGCUAGUGCCAUAUCAGAACAAUAUAAAAACAUGAAAAGUUUACCUGGUAAACUCCUUGUUGAUUUUAAUAGUUUCGAUGGAGUUUGGUAUCAUCACCCUGUGUUCAAAAAAUAUUGGGAACAAUAUCACAUGUGCAUGGAAUGGCAGAAAAAACAUGCAGAAACAUACAACAAUAUCAUUAAAAAGCAAUGGUCUGAUUGGAUGGCACAGACGAGUCAAGUGUCAAAGUCAUACACGCAAGUCUAUAGAAAUGCUGUACCUCAAACAAACAACAAAACAUUGGGAGAGAAUAAUAAGAGGACACAACGUAGGAAAAGAAAAGGAAAAAAGAAGAGAAGACGUAAAGAAGAAAUGAGCCCCGUGGCUAGUAGUUCCAUGGUAGAUAGUAGUGAUUAUGAAUAUGACACAGAAGAACAAAUUUAUGAAAUCACAGAAGAAUUGAAAUCAUUUUUUGAGACUACAAAGCUUCAUAAAGAAUCAAGAAGGAAAGAAAAGGCUGCAAUGAGGAAAUCUGAAAAGGAAGAACCAAAUGAAUAUGUUAACAUAGAAAAAGCAACAAUGAAAUCUCAACAUGCCACAACUUCAGCACCCACAGAAAGACCUGGAGCAAGACGUACCUCUGAAAUGCGACAACUUUACGGGAAGAGUGCAGCAAUGAUUCAUGGGAUGGAAACAGCCAUCCAACUGACAUAUGAUAGAAACUGUGAUAUAGUUCAGCCAAAACUUUGGCCAAACAUGCCAUUAAAUAUAAGUUUCUCAACUUAAUGUAGGAUUCAGUUUUGGCUAUUUUAAAUGUUUCAAUAAAAAUUGUAACAUA
Messenger RNA from Owenia fusiformis, 1082 nucleotides. Lineage: Eukaryota; Metazoa; Annelida; Polychaeta; Sabellida; Oweniidae. The record is from the annotation of a GenBank genome assembly.